Messenger RNA from Westerdykella ornata, 1248 nucleotides. RefSeq lists its product as uncharacterized. Bases 1 to 1248 code for a protein of 415 amino acids. Gene Ontology annotation, cellular component: extrinsic component of endosome membrane; late endosome; early endosome. The transcript is spliced from 4 exons. The record is from RefSeq and is a predicted model, not a curated record. NCBI's taxonomy places the organism in Eukaryota, Fungi, Ascomycota, Dothideomycetes, Pleosporales, Sporormiaceae. Gene Ontology annotation, biological process: endosome to lysosome transport; protein targeting to lysosome; early endosome to late endosome transport. Gene Ontology annotation, molecular function: phosphatidylinositol binding.
AUGCAGCCUGCACGUCUUACCAACAACUUCGAAUCGGCGACUCCUCUUGCUUCUUCAGACCAUGGACCAGCCCUGACGCGUUCCUCUAAAGCACGGAAACCGGAUGACUUCCUUUCGGACGACGCGACAGCAGCUUUUAUUCGACGGACGCUAUGCUCCGGCAAAGAGCUCCUCGGGCCUUCGGAGAAGGGCAGAGGCACACCGAGGCCCAUAGAGGAGGUGCUCCCACCUUUGACCAGCUCUAAUGCCGUCGACAUGCAGCUGUAUGCCAUCAUAUCGGUUAUCAUAAAGGAGUUCGUGCAGACAUGGUACUCGAAGAUCACACCAGACCAAGUGUUUGUGAACGAGGUGAUGCAGAUUAUCGCACAUUGUACACGCGCUCUGGAGCAGCGACUUCGGAAGGUUGACCUAGAAGCCUUGUGUUUCGAUGAGAUACCAGGUCUCUUGGAAGACCACCUCAAAGCGUUCCGUAUUGCACAGGAACAGACGAGCGGUCCCCAGUCUCUAGUCUCUGAUCCUCGUGUCGUCUACCACGCCUUGCACCCGCACCCUGCGCUUUCGCCUGUUCCCUCCGAAUCCAUACCCUCCAGCGUGCUUGAGCAACGUGAAAACGAAUCCGUGUGGCGUCAAAUGCUGGUUCAGGGGUUGUUAGCUGUCCUGCUGCCCACCGAGGACCUGGAAAAUGGUUGCUUGCGAGCCCUUGUCGUUGAAAUCUUCGCCGAGAUGAUUUUGGGCAAUGGUAUCAGCGGCAAGGCCUGUGAGGGGUGGCUUCUGUGGGAAGGCAUCACGAAGGUCGCCGAGGUGCUGCAGCCGCCUCCCGAAGGUCAAGAGAAAGAGGAGCUGCCGCAGAACUCUCUCGAUCGCUAUGGCUUGUUGUCCGCACCGGUUCCUGAUCCAGCUGACCCCAGGCCUUCGUCACGGAAGGAGAUGCAACACGGGAUCACUUCUGUCGUUCCGACCGACGUUUUCUGGACCAUCCUUCAAUAUGCCAUUUUGGCGUUCACAUGGUUUCGUACCGUGGUCCUCGCUGCAGUAAGGUCCUCUGCCCUGCCAGUUCGAUCUUCCCCAGGAAUUGGCAUCGCUGCUAAACGGCCCAUGCUGAGCAUGAGGUUGUGGAGCUGCGUAUCGCAGCUUGUUGAGCUGGAGAGACGCAUGCCUUGGCUAUCCGGGUUCGCGUCAUUGCUGCACUGGCUCGCGCUGGCCGGGCCCGGAAGGGUGGGUGGUAUUGAUGGCGUAUUGGACAGGUGA